UUUGGUUGAGCAGUGACUAUUUAAUUGGAACUAUUUUAAAAUUCAAUCUGAAGGUCGAUUUUGUCCGUAUUUACCCCAUUGUACGGUAAUAUAGUAAUUCAUAGUAUGAGUCUUUAACUCUAGGUAAUCUGCACACAUAGAAUUUGGAUUUUACACUCAGACACAUAGUCACACAAUAGUCUGUGGGUAAUGCGAAAGAAAAGGAGUGCUUGUGCUUGUCGUUUCGCAUUUCGCCGGCGCUCGUGCUAUAAAGUUGACAAAAUAUUCGUUUUUUUUAUUCUUUAUUGAUACUAAUGUGUUUAAUUACGAAUUUAAACGUUGUAACAACUGAUUUAAAAAAGUUAACAUAUUUAAUAAAACAAUAAACGGACUCGCUUAUUAAAAGACAAUUACCACGUGUGGAUAUUCUCAAGAGAAACAACUUUACCUGCUUUUCUAAUUACUUUGCCAGUAUUGGUAAAUCAAAUAAAAUCUGAUUUAGAGAAGAAAUAUAUCACGUACGAAAAAAAUGUCAUUAAAGACGGAAGGCGACCUCCGAGAUGGGUUAUCUGCUGAGGAUACCUUCGCUAACAGUGAAGGACUUACAUAUAACGAUUUCUUACUGCUGCCUGGAUAUAUAGAUUUUACAGCAGAAGAAGUCGAUUUGACAUCUCCACUCACUAAGAAAAUUCUGUUAAAAGCACCUCUAGUGUCUACUCCAAUGGACACAGUGACAGAAGCUGACAUGGCCAUAUCCAUGGCGCUUUGCGGUGGAAUUGGCAUUAUACACCACAACUGUACUCCAGAAUACCAAGCUAAUGAAGUUCACAAAGUGAAGAAGUAUAAGCAUGGAUUUAUUAGAGACCCCGUUUGCAUGGGUCCUGAGAACACAGUCGCUGAUGUCUUGGAAGCUAAGAAGAAGAACGGAUUCACUGGCUAUCCUAUCACUCAGAAUGGUAAACUUGGUGGACGUCUAAUUGGCAUUGUUACAUCUCGUGACAUUGAUUUUAGAGAAGGGGACCCACACCUAAGUUUGAAAGAAGUAAUGACUCCCAUAAAUGAUAUGAUUACUGCACAAUUGGGUGUCACUUUACAAGAUGCUAAUUACAUAUUAGAGAAGAGCAAAAAAGGAAAAUUACCAAUCAUUAAUAAUGAUGGUGAACUUGUUGCAUUGAUUGCUAGAACUGAUUUAAAGAAAGCGAGAAGUUAUCCAAAUGCAUCUAAAGAUUCCAACAAGCAAUUGUUAGUAGGGGCGGCAAUUGGGACUCGUGAUACAGACAGAGAACGGCUGAAGUUGCUUGUGAACAAUGGUGUAGAUGUGAUUGUCCUCGAUUCAUCUCAGGGAAAUUCAACCUACCAAAUCAAGAUGAUAAAAUACAUAAAGGAAACUUAUCCAGAAAUACAGGUAGUUGGUGGUAAUGUAGUGACAAGAAUGCAAGCUAAAAAUUUAAUUGACGCAGGAGUUGAUGCCUUGAGAGUCGGAAUGGGUAGUGGCUCUAUUUGUAUCACACAAGAAGUGAUGGCUUGUGGUUGUCCUCAAGCCACUGCAGUGUACCAAGUAGCUUCCUAUGCUCGUCAUUUUAAUGUACCAGUCAUUGCCGAUGGUGGAAUUCAGUCAGUUGGUCAUAUUAUUAAAUCAUUGGCCCUUGGGGCAUCGACUGUAAUGAUGGGAUCACUCCUUGCGGGGACAUCUGAGGCCCCUGGAGAAUACUUCUUCUCUGAUGGAGUUCGGCUCAAGAAAUACAGAGGAAUGGGAAGCUUAGAAGCUAUGGAAAGUAAAGAUGGUAAAGGAUCUGCUAUGAGUAGAUACUUCCACAAAGAAUCUGACAAACAUAGAGUUGCUCAGGGAGUUAGUGGUAGUAUUGUUGAUAAAGGUUCAGUACUAAGAUUCCUACCUUAUUUGCAAGCCGGCAUGCAACACAGUUGCCAAGAUCUUGGAGCUCGAUCUGUUAGUGUGUUGCGUGAAAUGAGUCAUUCUGGAGAUCUGAGAUUCAUGAAAAGGACUUACUCAGCCCAACUGGAAGGCAAUGUCCAUGGUCUGUUCUCUUAUGAGAAAAGAUUAUUUUAAGUGUCAAAAAUAUGUGAUAAGAUGAAAUACUGUUGAGCUCUAAUAAAACAAAUUGAAAGAUUUUGUAUGUAAAGAUUUCGAAAUUUUUAAUGUAUAUCUGUUAUAUAAUGAACAUAUUCCAUGGUUUUUUUGUAUGUAUUGUGUUUUACUUGAUAUAAAUAAUUACACACACUUUGUAUAUUUUAUGCAUUAAAUAUGUGGACAAAA
Bombyx mori (domestic silkworm) is the source of this 2254-nucleotide messenger RNA. RefSeq names its product inosine-5'-monophosphate dehydrogenase (gene ras). Gene Ontology annotation, biological process: GTP biosynthetic process. The transcript has a single exon. The record is from RefSeq and is a predicted model, not a curated record. The coding region runs from base 509 to 2047 and encodes 512 amino acids. Gene Ontology annotation, molecular function: IMP dehydrogenase activity. NCBI's taxonomy places the organism in Eukaryota, Metazoa, Arthropoda, Insecta, Lepidoptera, Bombycidae. Gene Ontology annotation, cellular component: cytoplasm.